UGUAAAGCAGUUUGGUUUUGAAAAGUUUUUUAGUCCUUUAAUUAAGGAUUUAAAGUCACUGGAACAAACUGGGGUCUUUGUGCAAACGCUUAACAACUAUGUAAAAGGUUCAGUAUUUUGUGUCUGUGCAGACAAUUUAGGAGCUCAUGGACUUGCCGGCUUUCAGGAGAAUUUCAAUGUAAAUAAUUUUUGUAGAUUUUGUUUAACGAAUCGGGGUGAAAUAGCAACUACUGCAAUUUCUGAUUUUCAGCUGCGUUCUAGAGAACAGCAUGAUACAUGUCUGCUAAAACUUCGUCUUGAAAAUGUUCCUCAUGUAAACGGUGUUAAAAAUGAAUGUGUUUUAAGUCAGCAUCUGUCAGAUUUUCACCCUGUCACUGGCUUCCCCCCAGACAUUUUGCAUGAUUUUUUUGAAGGUGUUAUACCUGUUGAACUGUCUUUAUGCCUGAAAAACUUGAUUUCAAAAGGGUAUAUUACUUUGGACAGACUAAAUAGCCUAAUCAAUUCAUUUCCGUACAAAUAUUCUGACAGGGUAAAUAAACCAAAGGUAAUUUCUAAGGCAAAUGUUGAAAAGGGCACUAUUGGUGGCAAUGGCCACGAAAAUUGGUCUUUAUUACGAUUCCUCCCUCUUCUCAUCGGAAAGAGUGUGCCAGAACAAGAACCUGCAUGGGAAAUACUGAUGGACCUCAAAGAAAUAGUCGAAAUAGUUGUCUCACCUGUUUUUUCAGAGGAAAUAUUGCAUUACUUGGAGAUCAAGUUGUCUGAUCACAGAAGCCUGCUCACAGACACUUUUCCUGAUUUUAGCCUGCGCCCAAAGCACCACUUUGCUGACCAUUAUCCUUACCUUCUACGCUGUUUUGGCCCAUUGGUGGAAUUAUGGACGAUGAGAUUUGAAUCAAAACACAGCUUCUUCAAGAAGACUAUGCAUGAUGUUCAAAACUUUAAAAAUGUACUCCUCACGCUGUCAGUAAAACACCAACAGAUGAUGGCAUGCCAGUUUGAUAGCCAGAGUCUUUUCAAGCCAAUGUUACAUGUGGAGAAAGUAACUGACAUCAAAAUAUCUUCUUUGGAUGCUGACUUGCACACAGUGAUUCAGAGAAAGUAUCCACAUCUUGAAACUGUGUCCCUUUCUAAAGACAUUUAUUUUCAUGGGACCCGAUAUGUCGAGGGUAUGAUUCUGUCAUCUGGACACUGCAGUGGUCUGCCAGAAUUCUACAAAAUCGUGACCAUAGUGGUUGACCCUGAAAAAGUAGCCUUUGUUGGCAAAAAGCUCACAUCUUGGUACCUUGAACAUUUUAGGUCUUAUGAGCUUGUGGAGAGCAUCUAUGCAGACAUUGAAAUUUUUGAUCCUCAGGCUCUCAACGACUAUCACCCAUUGGUUGCGUACACAGUGGGAGGGAAGGUGCUGGUGACUCCAAAAGUGUGCCUGCUCCAUUGAAGAGACACAGAAAGGCUGGAAUGCUGCUGUUAGUAAAAAUCUCCCCACGAAUGUCCCGUAAAGUGACGAUUCCUGAGGUACCUGAAUCAGUUGAAGAAUUGCAAAACAUCCUUAAGGAAAAACUUGAACUUCAAGGUAGCUUCGCGUUACAAUAUGAGGACCCAGACUUCAAUAAUGCUCCGUGUAAUUUGAUUGACAUCCAUGAUUUGCCACCUGAGCGUGCGAUAUUGCACAUUCUUUGGGAUGAGACAUUUCCACUUGUUCAGCAAGAGUCAGACUCUGUUGGUUCAGAGUCUUCCCUGGACACAGCCAGUUUAUCCAGCAGAGAGUCAUUCCAGAGUCCCUCAGCUUUCAUCAGGAACCAUCUGCGAAGUGUCUCAGGGUGGCCUUCACCUUUUCCCAUCCCGUCCUUCUCCUACGAUGUGGAGUUGAGGCUGCGCAAAGGCAAUGAGGCAUAUGAAAGAACGAAGAAAGGUAUCACCUUAACCAGAGACAUGAAGAUAGACAUUUUGGACAAGAUCGCUCAGGCAGUGUUUGAACUGAAAGCCUAUCCUGAUCAUGACCAGAUUGAGUCAGUUGCUUCUGCUCUCAUCGGUAGACAUCCAUGCCUUCGAGAACCAGGCAAUGAAACUGGAUAUGGCGGAUGGAAAACAAGCAUAAAAUACAAACUUGGUAAUUACAGGUCCAAGCUGCGUCAGGCAGGCUGUACUGAGGUUAGCAUUAACCAGAGGAAGAGGGGCAGUGAAGAUGCAAGCACAGGUCCUUCUCUGAAGAGAGCAAAGAGAGGCGAAAUUAACCAUCUCCCUGACCAUCCAGAAAAUUAUAAUGAUGACUCACUGGAGAAUGAAAGACUGGUUCUAGUUGAGGAUUUCAAGAGGAAGAACAAGGAUGUUGCACUCAUCAGACAAAAUAUGGAGCUGACUUUCUCCCUGAGGCGCAGGGAGAUCGUGGAGUUGCAACCUAUGGUUUCAGAGAUACUGGAACGUUGGCCUGCUCUAUUUUGUGAGGAAGAGAUUAGAGAAGAGUUUUAUCGGAUCACAAAUAGAAACCUCCUGGAGAACUUUAAAGAAGCCCUCCAACAAAACACCUGUAGGCUCCUGAAACUCUAUCGAGCGAGAAGGACAGCUUCUCUGUCAGAGAUGGAUCAGGUCCUUAACAGCUUGGAUCAAGUGACAUCUGACAUCACUGCACAUCGACAAACUGCAGCUUUAAAGGGCCUUCCCUUGUAUCUCCGUGAGAGCCAGGAGAAGCUCUUCAGAACCUGUCUUGCCACUGACCCAGAUGAGGAGCAGACGAAGGGCCUCACUGUGGGUAUCCUCACUGUGCUGGAGGAUGAUGACACCACAGUGCCUCAAAGUGUCGUGAGUGUGGCUGUUGUUGUGGAAGAAGAGAUUGUCCUUCAAGAUCUUCCUGACCUACCAACUGCUUUUGCCUACCUCUUUGGACUGAUCUAUGCUUUAAACAUCCAGUACCCAAAAGAUCUCAGGUACACAUUCGAAACUGUGCAGAAGGUGUUCAUGGAACUUGGAGCAGACCUCUCUGCAAGGGUCAGAUCGCUCAAAAACAAACUCCUUCAGUAAAUCCAAAAGUUCUGGAUUUGGAGUUGUUGACCUCUAAAAGUUAGGUACAGCUCACAUGUUUUAUAUUUUUGAUUCAUACGUGUUCUGUAUGGUCUUGUUCUUGUGAUCACGUUGUAUGUUUUCGAUUCAUACGAGUUCUGUAUGGUCUUGUUCGUGCGAUUUUGAGACCUGAAGUUGUUGCACUCGGAAGAUUCAUACUUAUUUAUCAUAUUGGUUCCGUAUGAUAUUCUAUAGAUGACAUGCUUGAAAUUUUGAGACCAGAAAUUAUGUUGCUCAGUAACCUUUAAACAGAUUUAGUACAUUCAUAGUUGUACAUCAUACUGAUUCGCUAUGGUCUUGUAUACAUUACUUGUGUUUGAUGAUACUACAAGAUGGCACAAUAUGCUGUCACUCAUUAGUUUGCAAUAAAUGCACUUGGCCCUGUUGGAAGAGAUUUGAUGCUCGUAGA
Corythoichthys intestinalis (scribbled pipefish) is the source of this 3463-nucleotide messenger RNA. RefSeq lists its product as uncharacterized. The record is from RefSeq and is a predicted model, not a curated record. The coding region runs from base 1456 to 3015 and encodes 519 amino acids. The transcript has 5 exons. Lineage: Eukaryota; Metazoa; Chordata; Actinopteri; Syngnathiformes; Syngnathidae.